AGCUGCAGCGCGCCGCCUGGCCGUCUGGGCCAUCCAUGGGCAGCGGCGAGGGGCACGAUGACGGAUUACGGCGAGGAGCAGCGCAACGAGCUGGAGGCUCUGGAGUCCAUCUACCCCGACUCCUUCACAGUAUUAUCAGAAACCCCACCCAGUUUCACCAUUACUGUGACAUCGGAGGCCGGCGAAAAUAACAAAGCCGGGGAAAAUAACAAAACUGUCCAGACUACGCUCAAGUUUACGUACAGUGAAAAAUACCCAGACGAUGCUCCUCUCUAUGAAAUAUUCUCACAGGAAAAUCUGGCAGAAAAUGAUGUUGCAGACAUUUUAAAAUUACUAGCAUUACAGGCAGAAGAAAACCUUGGCAUGGUAAUGAUCUUUACUCUAGUAUCAGCUGUGCAAGAAAAAUUAAAUGAAAUAGUAGAUCAAAUAAAAAGUAGAAGAGAAGAAGAAAAGAAACAGAAAGAAAAAGAAGCAGAAGAAGCUGAAAAGCAACUGUUUCAUGGCACUCCUGUUACAAUUGAGAAUUUCUUAAGUUGGAAGGCCAAAUUUGAUGCGGAGCUCUUAGAAGUGAAAAAGAAACGAAUGAAAGAGGAGGAGCAAGCAGGAAAAAAUAAAUUAAGUGGGAAACAACUAUUUGAAACAGAUCAUAAUCUUGACACUUCUGAUAUCCAGUUCUUGGAAGAUGCUGGGAAUAAUGUGGAAGUCGAUGAGUCUUUGUUCCAGGAAAUGGAUGAUUUGGAGCUCGAGGAAGAUGAGGACGAUGCAGACUCUCCUGCUGCUGCUGCAGAGAGUGACUCAGCCGACUGAAGCCCGGCCCUCUGCAGAGUGCGCCGGCCGCCGCGCCUGUGCCGUGCCAGAGGGCUGUGCUUUCCUUCCUUUUUCUAAGAAAAAGCCACUUUCAGGACAGUAUGCUUCUGAUCACGUUCAUCACCGAACUUAAUAAACUGAGUAUGAAAUUUAAA
Echinops telfairi (small Madagascar hedgehog) is the source of this 962-nucleotide messenger RNA. RefSeq names its product RWD domain containing 1 (gene RWDD1). The transcript has 7 exons. The record is from RefSeq and is a predicted model, not a curated record. Gene Ontology annotation, molecular function: protein binding. The coding region runs from base 58 to 807 and encodes 249 amino acids. Gene Ontology annotation, biological process: cytoplasmic translation. NCBI's taxonomy places the organism in Eukaryota, Metazoa, Chordata, Mammalia, Afrosoricida, Tenrecidae.